AUGAUAAGUGGUCCUACAAAAGUUAAUCAGUACUUCCUCCAUUCCACAAUGAGUGAGUCAGUUGACUGCGUCACGCAUGCCACUACAUUACUUUGACGAUUAAUAUUUUUAGGAACAGCAGACACAUUCUGGAGUAUUUAUUAGACCCAUCAUGUACAAAAUUUUCCUAAUACAUCAAAAUUAUAGUUCACAUUUCAAUUCAGUAGCAGCAGCCAUGGAUUUACCUUAUCCUUUGCACAUAGCAAUGUUUCCAUGGUUUGCUAUGGGACACUUUACCCCAUAUCUUCACUUCUCCAACAAAUUAGCAAUAAGAGGUCACAAAAUCUCAUUCUUCAUCCCUAAAAACACAAUCAACAAGUUACAACAUCUAAACCUUCAUCCAAAUCUUAUCACCUUUUUUCCUAUCACAGUUCCUCAUGUUGAUGGCCUUCAACAUGGUGCUGAAACAUCUUCAGAUGUACCCUUUUCUUUAGUCCAUCUUAUUGCUACUGCCAUGGAUCAAACUGAGAAACAAAUUGAAUUUCUUCUAAGGGAACUAAAACCAGAUAUAGUUUUCUUUGAUUUUCAAUAUUGGCUACCAAACAUAGCAAGAAACCUUGGCAUCAAAAGUCUCCAAUACAUGAUAUUGAGUCCACUAUUACAAGCUUAUGUUGGAAAUAUACCAAGAAAGAGCCAGGGAAAAGUGUUAACUGAGUUUGAUCUUAUGAAACCACCUUCAGGGUUCCCUGAUUCAUGCAUCAAGUUACACUCACACGAACUUCGAUUUCUACUUUCGACAAGGAAGCUAGAAUUCGGUAGUGGUGUUUUAUUAUUAGAUCGCAUCGACACAGGCACAGAGUUUGCAGAUGCAGUUGCUUUCAAAGGUUGCAAAGAAAUUGAUGGUUCAUAUGCAGAUUAUCUUCAAACUGUUUAUGGAAAACCUGUUCUGCUUUCAGGUCCUCUCUUACCUGAACCUCCAAAAACUACUUUAGAGGAAAAAUGGGUUUCAUGGCUUAAUGGAUUCAAACAUGGUUCUGUGAUUUUUUGUGCAUAUGGAAGUGAAGGUCCAUUAGAAACAAAUCAAUUUCAAGAGUUGUUGCUUGGUAUUGAAUUAACAGGUUUUCCAUUUCUUGCUGCACUUAAGCCACCUAUCGGAUUCGAUUCUAUUGAAGAAGCCUUACCUGAAGGGUUCAAUGAAAGAGUUAAAGGAAAAGGAAUUGUUUAUGGAAGUUGGAUUCAACAACAGUUGAUUUUAGAACACCCUUCUGUUGGAUGUUUCAUAACACAUUGUGGAUCUUCUUCUAUAACUGAGGGACUUGUUAAUACAUGUCAGUUGGUGUUGCUGUCACGUGUAGGUUCCGAUCAUAUCUUUAAUGCAAUAAUGAUGAGUAAAAUAUUGAAGGUUGGUGUGGAAGUUGAGAAAGGUGAAGAAGAUGGAUUGUUUACAAAAGAAAGUGUGUGCAAAGCUGUGAGAAUUGUUAUGGAUGAUGAGAAUGAGGUUGGAAGAGAAGUGAGAGCAAAUCAUGGCAAAAUGAGAAACUUCCUACUUAGCAACAACUUAGAAUCUUCAUGUGUUGAUAGUUUCUGUCAAAAACUUUAUGAUUUAUUGUAGCUAGCAUUUUCAGUUACAAUAAUAAUAAUGAAUCUUGUUAAUUCAGUUUGCUUUAUGAAUAAGAAUGAUUUAGAA
Messenger RNA from Trifolium pratense (red clover), 1666 nucleotides. Its product is annotated as cyanidin 3-O-galactoside 2''-O-xylosyltransferase FGGT1-like. Bases 152 to 1591 code for a protein of 479 amino acids. The transcript has a single exon. Gene Ontology annotation, molecular function: UDP-glycosyltransferase activity. NCBI's taxonomy places the organism in Eukaryota, Viridiplantae, Streptophyta, Magnoliopsida, Fabales, Fabaceae. The record is from RefSeq and is a predicted model, not a curated record.